Molecule: messenger RNA, 630 nt
Organism: Drosophila willistoni
Lineage: Eukaryota; Metazoa; Arthropoda; Insecta; Diptera; Drosophilidae
Gene: Roc1a
Product: RING-box protein 1A
Exons: 3
Coding region: 100-426 (108 amino acids)
Biological process (GO): ubiquitin-dependent protein catabolic process; protein ubiquitination
Cellular component (GO): nucleus; cullin-RING ubiquitin ligase complex
Molecular function (GO): zinc ion binding; ubiquitin protein ligase activity; cullin family protein binding
Source: RefSeq, a predicted model, not a curated record
UUUUUCCAUCCCUACUGCAUUGUCAUCUUUUGCCGAGAAAGGAGUUAAAUCCGCAAUACAAUUAAUAUCAGCACUAUAGCACAUUUAAUUUGAUUUACAAUGGAAGUUGAUGAAGAAGAAUUCGAGGUUCCCUCCAGCAGCAGCAAAGGCGAGAAGAAACGUUUCGAGGUCAAAAAGUGGAAUGCUGUGGCACUUUGGGCUUGGGAUAUCGUUGUGGACAAUUGUGCCAUUUGCCGCAAUCAUAUCAUGGAUCUGUGUAUUGAAUGCCAGGCGAAUCAGGCAUCAGCAACCAGCGAAGAGUGCACCGUGGCCUGGGGCGUUUGUAAUCAUGCCUUCCAUUUCCAUUGCAUUUCACGUUGGCUGAAGACCCGUCAAGUUUGCCCACUGGAUAAUCGUGAAUGGGACUUCCAGAAAUAUGGUCACUAGACGAGCAACGGCAACACUAGCACACACACACACACCGACACAUGCACACACACACACACUUAUUCAAACUCACAUUCAUAUAAAGGAUGAGCAGAAGUGAGAUGACCAGUUUCUAGCAACUGGACAAUCUUAAUAGGAGCAUAAAAAUCUAAGUGAUUCUAUUGUCAUAACUAAUAAAUAUAAAAAUAUAAAACUAUAUGUGAA